AUGGAUUCUUCACGAAUCUUCGUUAAAGGUCUGCCACCGAAUCUCAACGAGGCCGACUUGCGCAAGCAUUUCGCGUCCAAAGGUCACAUCACAGACGUCAAGCUGAUACCUCACCGAAGGAUUGGAUAUGUUGGCUAUAAGAGCCCGGAAGAAGCCGCUGAUGCAGUUAAAUACUUCAACCGUUCCUUUGUACGGAUGUCUAAAAUAUUUGUCGAGUUAGCAAAACCCAUAGCAGACCCAUCCUUGCUCAAGUUCAAAGAAAGAAGGAAUAAAACAAGUCUUGAUACGGGAGUCUCUCAGGUGACUAUUAAAUCGUCUGCGGAGUCGGAAUCACAACCCGAGAACUCAAAAAAGAGGAAGCGGGAUGAAGCUAACGAGUCCGACCCGAAACUACAAGAGUUUUUAAAUGUCAUGCAACCUGCAAAGACUUCAACAAGCAAGAUACAUGGUGUCGUUACGGAACUUGCAGAUGAACCUCCUGCAAAAUAUGCUGCGCUUGUUGAAGAGGGAGCAUCUGAUGACGAAUACGAGGUUGUACCAAACCGACGAAAGAAGAGCCAACCUAUAGAAAAUGCAAAGCCAGUAUCAACUGUAAGCAUUGUAAACGGUGGGGCAGAUCGCCAGCCCCAAACAGAGCCCGAUAUAGUCGAAAGACCUCGGGAGGAAGCGGUACCAAUUGCUACUAGCGUUGUUGAGACAACAUCAGGUGCGGCUGCUACGGACGAUGACUGGUUACGGUCACGGACGAACAGAUUACUUGACCUAGUCGACGAUGAAGAUAUCGUGCCUACAACUGCCCCACCUGAAGACCAGCUAUCUGUACCGUCACUCCAGGAGCAAGAACCUGAGAUUGUUGAUGCGACUCUUGGCGAGAAUCAGGUUAUGAAAGACCCAAGUCCUCAGCCCAACGAAGAUGAGCCUGAUACAGAAACCAAAGACGACACCCUAGACACAGUUCGUAAAACCAAGAGGUUAUUCGUGCGCAACCUGCCAUAUUCUGCUACCGAAGAUGAGCUUAGGUCGUACUUUGAGCGAUUCGGUGACGUUGAAGAGGUUCAUGUGCCGAUGGAAAACUCGGCCAACAAUCGCGGAAUUGGCUUUGUUCUGUUUGCUAGUCCAGACGAUGCGACAAAAGCAUUCCAAACAGAUCACUCUUCUUUUCAGGGGCGAAUAUUACAUGUUCUACCAGCAUCAGCGAAACGUGAUCACAAUCUUGAUGAGUUUGCACUGUCAAAAUUACCAUUAAAGCAGCAGAAUAUUAUUAAGAAGAGAGCUAAGGCGGCGGAAUCGAGAUUUAACUGGAAUUCGCUUUUUAUGAACCAAGAUGCCGUAAACACAUCAGUUGCCGAUCGUUUGGGAAUCUCAAAAGCGGAAUUGCUUGACCCAACCAGUUCUGACGCAGCUGUGAAGCAGGCGAUGGCAGAGACAUCGACGAUCCAAGACACUAAGGCUUACUUCGUAGCCAACGGUGUCGAUCUGAACGCAUUCAAAUCAGGGCCUCGGGGUGACACAGCUAUCCUAGUCAAGAAUUUCUCUUACGGCACGACAAUCGAGGAGAUCAGAACCCUCUUUGAAGAACAUGGUCAAGUUUUGAAAGUACUCAUGCCUCCGACGGGGACAAUCGCUAUUGUCCAGUUCGCGCAGGCCCCUCAGGCUAAGGUUGCUUUCGCCAAGUUAGCAUACCGUCGAUUUAAGGACUCAAUAUUAUUCCUUGAGAAAGCACCAAAGAACUUAUUCGUAGGUAAAGAACCACAACCAGAAAUGGUGCAGACCAGCAAAGAGCCCAGUGCUGUGCAGAAGCUGUCUGCAUCUGAGUUACUAGAACAGGAAACUCAAGAACCUGUCGAGUCAAGCUCGCUAUUCGUGAAGAAUCUUCAUUGGGAUACCACUACCGAGGAGCUUGCGAAUGAGUUUAAGCAUCUUGAAGGAUUUAGGUCGGCCCAAGUGAAAACAAAGAAAGACCCUAAGAAGCUUGGUCAAGUGCUUAGCAUGGGAUUCGGGUUUGUCUCAUUUUCUGACAAGAAAACUGCAGAGGCAGCCUUAAAGAUUAUGGACGGCUAUGUCCUCAGAGCGCAUAAGCUUCAAGUUAGAGGUUCGCAUCGCGGACGUGACGCAGCCGAAGAGCGAAGACAGGAGGACAAUGCGAAGAAGGCCGCUAAUCAAAGAACAAAGAUCGUGAUAAAGAACGUCCCCUUCCAAGCUAACAAAAAGGAUAUCCGGAUGCUCUUGAGCACGUAUGGUCAGCUCAAAUCAGUCCGUAUACCUAAAAAGUUUAAUUCUACUAGUAAAGGGUUCGCCUUCGCCGAGUUCGUCUCGCCGAAGGAAGCAGAGUCAGCGCUGCUUGCCCUACAAGAUACACAUUUGUUAGGCCGCAGACUCAUUCUUCAAUACGCAGAAGCAGAAGCGAUUGAUCCUGAAGAGGAGAUCGCAAAGAUGCAAAGGAAAGUUGGCGGCCAGGCUAGUAAAAUGGCCCUGCAACAGCUUACAGGGGCAGGCCGUAAACGGGUGAACCUAGGAGGUGACGAAGACGAAGGGGAGAUCUAA
Molecule: messenger RNA, 2544 nt
Organism: Daldinia childiae
Lineage: Eukaryota; Fungi; Ascomycota; Sordariomycetes; Xylariales; Hypoxylaceae
Product: Multiple RNA-binding domain-containing protein 1
Exons: 3
Coding region: 1-2544 (847 amino acids)
Molecular function (GO): RNA binding
Source: RefSeq, a predicted model, not a curated record